Alnus glutinosa is the source of this 1810-nucleotide messenger RNA. Its product is annotated as probable glycerol-3-phosphate acyltransferase 3. The coding region runs from base 37 to 1617 and encodes 526 amino acids. Gene Ontology annotation, biological process: cutin biosynthetic process. The transcript is spliced from 2 exons. The record is from RefSeq and is a predicted model, not a curated record. NCBI's taxonomy places the organism in Eukaryota, Viridiplantae, Streptophyta, Magnoliopsida, Fagales, Betulaceae. Gene Ontology annotation, cellular component: membrane. Gene Ontology annotation, molecular function: glycerol-3-phosphate 2-O-acyltransferase activity; phosphatase activity.
UUGUUAAACGAUCGAUAAUCAAGCAACAGCUAGGAAAUGGCUCCUCCUUUCUUUUUGUCCAAAAAUUUGCUCAGGAGAAAAGGGAACCAGCUCAAUCUCCAAGGGAAGCUUGGUAAUGUCCACGUACCCCACUUGAAAUUUCAGAAGUACUCUUAUCUUGCCAAUACAUCGGAGGAGCUUCGAAACCAGCCUUUGUUAUUUCAUGUGGAGGGGGCACUUUUGAAAUCACCAUCCCUCUUCCCUUACUUCAUGCUGGUGGCCUUUGAAGCUGGAGGGCCCUUGAGAGCUCUUAUUCUGUUUCUUUUGUACCCUUUUGUAAAACUGUUUUGUUUGGUCGAUGAGGAACUGGGACUGAAGAUUAUGGUUUUUGUAUGUUUUGUGGGGAUCAGGAAGGAGAGUUUUAGAGCUGGAAGAGCUGUGUUGCCCAAGUUUUUCUUAGAGGAUGUUGGGUGUGAAUGCUUUGAUGUGGUGAUGAGAAGUGGGAGAAGGGUGGGAGUGACUAAUUUGCCUAAAGUAAUGGUGGAUGAUUUUCUGAGAGAAUACAUGGGAGUUGAGGCUGUCUUGGGGAGAGAGUUGAAGGUAGUUUGUGGGUAUUUUUUGGGUUUGAUGGAGGAAAACAAGCCAACUAAGACUGUUUUGAAAGAGGUCUUUGGGGAGGAAAAGGGAUGUGCUAAUGUGGUGGGUAUUGGUUCCUAUAACAUGUCUCUUCAUCACGAGCAACUUUUUUCUCAUUGCAAGGUAAUUUGCUUGGUAAGUGAGGCUGAGAAGAAGAAUUGUCAAGUCCUUCCAAUGGAGAAAUAUCCAAAGCCAUUGAUCUUCCACGAUGGAAGAUUGGUUUUUCGGCCAACUCCACUUGCUUUUUUAGUCAUGUUAAUGUGGGCACCGUUAGGUUUUUUGCUUUGCUUGAUCAGAGCCGCUGUUGCCAUACUACUCCCUUUCAAGAUAUCCAUGCCAAUCUUGGGACUUCUUGGGAUGAAAUGCACUGUAUCAUGGCCAAGCUCCUCUGUUACCUCAAACAACAACAACCAUGAAGAAAAAUCAAAGGGCAUACUUUAUGUCUGCAACCACAGAACUCUGAUUGACCCAAUAUAUGUUUCAGUUGCUCUCAUGAAACCUGUCAUUGCAGCCACAUACAGCUUAAGUACAAUUACUGAGCGGUUUUCACCACUCAAAACGAUUCGAUUAACAAGAAACAAGGAGGAAGAUUCAAAGAAGAUGGCGGAGCAGCUGAGCCAGGGGAACCUUGUGGUUUGUCCAGAAGGAACAACUUGUAGGGAACCUUAUCUACUUCGAUUUAGUCCUCUGUUUGCAGAGACAACUGACGAGAUAGUUCCCAUUGCCAUCGAUAUUCAGGUUGGCAUGUUCUAUGGAACAACAGCUUGUGGGUUUAAAUGCUUAGACCCUGUAUUUCUACUCAUGAAUCCAACUACCUCAUGCACUGUCAACAUUCUUGGGAAGUUACCAAGAGAUUUUACAUGUGGGGUUGGAGGAAAAUCCAAGUUUGAAGUAGCCAACCAUGUGCAGGCAAUGAUAGCUGAAGCCUUGCUGUUUGAGUGCACCAAUUUGACAAGGAAAGACAAGUACAUGAUCUUGGCAGGAAACGAGGGGAAAAUAUAGUUGGCAAAUCAUUCCAAAAGAUCAGGAACUCGAUCUCAAAGAAUUCUAAAUUGAUCUUAUUGUUGGCUACACAAUGGUUUUUAUAAUUACCAUAAAAGCAUAUUGUAAGAACACUGUGAAAACUGAGAAUUGAUCUCAAUUAAUCAGUGUCUAAUAUAUUAUCUAUGAGAAACACUAACAUUUUCUGUUUCAA